AUGUAGGCUGAGCAGAUGACAGAAGAUCAAAUAGCUGAGUUUAAAGAAGCUUUUAGUUUAUUUGACAAAAAUGGAGACGGUACGAUUUCAUCGAAGGAGCUUGGAAUAGUAAUGAGAGCUCUAGGACAGAACCCUACAGAGGCGGAACUUACGGAUAUGAUCAACGAAGUAGAUGCUGACGGAAAUGGCACGGUCGAUUUCCCAGAAUUCCUAACAAUGAUGUCCCGGAAGUUGAAGGAUAUUGAGAGUGAGGACGAAUUACAUGAAGCAUUCAAAAUAUUUGAUAAGGAUGGUAACGGCUUUAUCAGUGCUUCAGAAUUACGUCACGUGAUGACAAAUCUCGGGGAAAAAUUAAGUGACGAGGAGGUUGACGAGAUGAUACGAGAAGCGGACUUAGAUGGAGAUGGACAAGUUAAUUAUGAAGAAUUUGUCAAGAUGAUGACGAAGUUUCGAGAAGCAUUCAGUUUGUUUGAUAAAGAUGGUGACGGUACAAUCACUGCGGAUGAAUUAGGAACGGUGAUGCGGUCGUUGGGACAGAGACCAACUGAAGAAGAACUUAAAAAGAUGAUGGCUGAAAUAGACGUAGACAAGAAUGGAACAAUAGACUUCCAGGAGUUCCUUACUAUGAUGGCAAGCCAAAAAAUAGACAGUGAAGAGGACGCAGAUCUCAAAGAAGCAUUCAGGGUUUUUGACAAACACAAGCACGGGGCAAUUGGUGAAGAUGAUCUAAGAAGCGUUAUGAGUGAUCUUGGAGAAAAACUAACUGACGAAGAGAUUGCAGAAAUGAUUAAAGAAGCUGAUGUUAAUGGUGAUGGACAAAUCAGUUUUGACGCGUACUGUAGUCGCACUGCAGCUCACGAUAUGGAAGCUUCCGUAAAUUACAUGGAUAAAGUUUGGAAGUUAACAUUUACACUAAAUGCUGAGUCACUGAGCGAGGAACAAAUACACGAAUUUCGAGAGGCAUUCAGUUUGUUUGACAAGGAUGGUGAUGGAACUAUCACAACCAAGGAACUUGGUGUGGUCAUGAGGUCUUUAGGACAGAAACCAACAGAAAAUGAGCUCAAGGACAUGAUAAACGAGGUUGACUUAGACGGAAACGGGACGAUAGACUUUAAAGAAUUCCUGACAAUGAUGGCGAAUAAAAUGAAAGAGGGAGACCAGGACGAAGAGUUGAGGGAGGCUUUUAGGGUGUUCGAUAAGGAUGGUAAUGGGUCUAUUAGUGCAGCAGAACUGAAGUUUGUAAUGGCAAAUCUUGGAGAAAAUUUAACGGAUGAAGAAGUCGAUGAAAUGAUUAAAGAAGCUGAUUUGGAUGGGGAUGGUCAAGUAAACUUUGAAGAAUUUGUGUAUAUGAUGCAGUCUAAUAAAUAGCAGAGAGUUAACUAAGAUAUUAAAAAAGAAUUACAUAUUCCAGUCAUGAAGGUUACAUGCUGUGUACAGUGUUUAGUCCAGCUCAUUGCCAACAGCUGACAUAUUAUUCAUGGUGAGAAACCACGCAAGGAUUUCUGGACCAACUUCAUUUGCAUUAUCACUUGUACUUAUCUAUGUGAGAUUUAAUUGCAUAUUUUACGGCGUAUGAAAAUGUUUAUAAAUUGAUAUAUGAAAUGUAUGUUCGAAGUGUCUUGUAUAACUUGGGAUCUCGUUGAAUUGAUGUGAUAAAAAAUAUUUGUAUUAUAGCUUGUCUGUUAGAUACUGAGAUCUUUUAUACCAAGUACAAUGUUUUUAAAUUGUAUAUAACUUUGUGUGUGUUUGAUAUUACUUGACCCUGUAUUUGAUCAGAUUCUAAAUAAAAUGACAAUUACCGCAAUGCUAGGCAAUGUUUAAGAAUGAACGUUUUUGUUCCUGCAAUGUAAGGAGUGGGUUAAGACUAUUCAUGUUAUUCUUAUAUACAUUUUCGCAAGAUAGAUAUUAAAAUUUAUCAAGGUGUGAAAUGUUUCUUUUUGUUAUAAAAUAAAUGUUUCGGAACGUA
Mercenaria mercenaria is the source of this 1966-nucleotide messenger RNA. RefSeq lists its product as uncharacterized. The transcript is spliced from 14 exons. Gene Ontology annotation, molecular function: enzyme regulator activity; calcium ion binding. NCBI's taxonomy places the organism in Eukaryota, Metazoa, Mollusca, Bivalvia, Venerida, Veneridae. The record is from RefSeq and is a predicted model, not a curated record.